GGUAAUAUUAUACCGGGGUGUAACCUGUGGAUAUGAUUAAUAUGAUAAAACUUGUAGCUUCAGACAGGAUCUUUGCAGGUUUCUUCUUAAAGUUAGCGCAGCUUAUCCGCUCCAAGUCACUACGCCGUUCGAAAGUUGUGAAAACAUAACAAAGGCGGUCGGAGUUUCAGUAUAAUUAACGAUAACAUGGUAAAAUAAGAUAAUAAAAGAUUAAAGUGCACAUAACAUAUUCUGCACUACUUUAUGAGGGUUUCUUAAACGAUAGGACUUACAACUCGUGAUCAAAACGGCAGCAGAGAAUUAAUUAUCAUUUUGUACUUGACAGCCGUCUUCCGGCCGGUCGCAUUGUUUGGUUCGACGUGUGUUGUCAGCUGAUAAAUACGUGUACGGUCGCUAAUAAAAAUGUUUUAUGUAUGUUACAUACAAGUAUGAAGAUGUGCUUCGGAGGUACGUGUCAUGUAUGAGUUACGCAUGCGACUGUGAAGGCGUCCGGCGAAUGGUGUACGAUCAUUAAUUCUUCCUAUACCUCGGCUAUUAAUGUUGACGUACGAUUCUUUGUCUUUGCAUGAAUAUAUCCGGUCGGAGACUUAGUUACAUUUUCCAAUAUUCGACCCUGGUAAAACAUAACCUGUCUUUUUGUAAUUCCCUUGGCAAUCCAAUUAUCAAAAUCCAUUUAUCCAUGUGAGGGAUGUCGGUUUUCAGAAUUCUGAGAUCAUCACGGCACGCAAGGAGCUACUAUGAUCCUGCACACCACCAUGGUUUCCUAACAAAGACAAAUUUGGCAAAGUUUCGUUACAAACAGAUUAGAAAUAAUGCAUCUAGUCCCAGUUCCACCAGUAGUAAGACUAGGAUGUGGCAUUCUCUUACUAAACGAUGGGAAUGGACCAUCCCUGCUGGAGUCGGAAUAUCUAUACUUGCCAUUUUCCAGUGGAGACAUUUUUGGAGGCAUUCACAUGCCGAGAAAGAUCCCAGCACUCUCGGACCGAUUAAUGGGUUUAUGGUCGAUUGCUACUGCUGCCUUCCAUUGAGGAUAACCAGCAGAUUGUGGGGCUGGUUCGCGAGUAUUCCAGUUCCAUUAAUUUUACGGCCAACUUUUUAUGGACUUUAUGCCAAGGCCUUUCGUGCCAAUCUAGAAGAAAUUGAUUUGGAUCUCACCACGUUUCCCAAUCUAGUCGAGUUCUUUGUUAGACCUCUGAAAGAUGGUGUGCGACCCAUUGCUCAACAUGUUGACAUAGUUUCCCCCGCAGAUGGUAAGGUGCUGCACUUUGGACCUGUGACUUCUUGUCGCGUAGAACAAGUAAAAGGUGUAACCUAUAGUCUUCGACACUUUCUUGGCGAUCCGAAUUGGCCUCGAUCGACUACAAGCCUAGAGAAAAUUGAGAAUGACGACUGUAAAUACCUCAGAUCACUCUUGAAAAAUCCUACCAAUCAUCUCUAUCAAUUAAUCAUAUAUUUGGCACCUGGAGAUUAUCAUCGUUUUCACAGUCCUACCGACUGGCAGAUACGAUUUCGCAGACAUUUCCAAGGAAAACUGCUCAGUGUGAAUCCUCGAGUCGCUGGUUGGUUACCGAACUUAUUUUCCCUAAAUGAACGUGUAGUGUACAUCGGUGAAUGGGCUGGUGGUUUUAUGUCGUACGCAGCAGUCGGAGCGACAAAUGUUGGUUCAAUAAAAGUUUACUGUGAUCGAAACUUAGCAACAAAUACUAGAAAAUGGCCAAAGGAAAAGCGAUGCGAUGACGCUAGUUUGGGCUGCACCAAUAUGUCGAAGGGUCAGAUGCUCGGGGAAUUUAGGAUGGGAUCUACGAUCGUACUAUUAUUUGAAGCUCCGCCAGACCUUAAGUUUUCCCUUCGGCGGGGGCAAAGUAUUCAAAUGGGGCAACCGUUGAUUGAAUCUAAUCGUAUCAUUGAUGAACGACUGCAGUCAAUGACCAAAUAAAGAUCUUCAUUAUUAGCAGUAAGAAUUUAAACUCAAGUUAAACUGCAGUAUUGAUUUACACCGCUUUUUAACGUAGAUACCUUUAACAAUAAGAUAUCAUUUCGCAACGUAUGUAACAAACGAUCGGCUUAUUACUCUCAGAGUUACCUUGAUAUGACUGUAUAUAUGAUAAUAUGAUAUCAAUGUGCCAUUGCCUGUACAAAGAAAGACACGAAAAAAAUCGAUUUUUAAAUGAAAA
Molecule: messenger RNA, 2174 nt
Organism: Athalia rosae (coleseed sawfly)
Lineage: Eukaryota; Metazoa; Arthropoda; Insecta; Hymenoptera; Athaliidae
Gene: Pisd
Product: phosphatidylserine decarboxylase proenzyme 1, mitochondrial
Exons: 6
Coding region: 689-1936 (415 amino acids)
Biological process (GO): phosphatidylethanolamine biosynthetic process
Cellular component (GO): mitochondrion
Molecular function (GO): phosphatidylserine decarboxylase activity
Source: RefSeq, a predicted model, not a curated record